This is a messenger RNA of Megachile rotundata (alfalfa leafcutting bee), 3240 nucleotides long. RefSeq names its product Chondroitin polymerizing factor (gene Chpf). The record is from RefSeq and is a predicted model, not a curated record. Gene Ontology annotation, cellular component: Golgi cisterna membrane. Gene Ontology annotation, molecular function: glucuronosyl-N-acetylgalactosaminyl-proteoglycan 4-beta-N-acetylgalactosaminyltransferase activity. NCBI's taxonomy places the organism in Eukaryota, Metazoa, Arthropoda, Insecta, Hymenoptera, Megachilidae.
AUUAUCGUCUAUAGUAAUGUCUAUUUUCUCAAUUUGGUUUUUUAAAUAUAGUUUAGAACUUUAUCGUUAGAUAGCGCUGGCAGAACGCUAAAAGUUUUGCCAGUGUUUUGUUGAUUCACAAUAAGUUAGCGAAUACUUUGCAAAGACAAUUUUAUAAGUUAUGUGCAUUUAGUAAAUAAAAUUUAAGAGGUAUAUUGUUGGUGAUGAUUGUUAUGGAUUCUAAAUAAACAUGGUUAUGUUUAAAUUUUAUACUACCAAAAAUGAAAGAAAAAUUUGAAUGUGAUGAUAAUUAAAAACAGUACAAUAACUAAAGAAUCUGCCUUUUUUCUGUGAUACAUAUUGAUAUAUUGUUAAGUACCACUAAAAAUGAAUUUAGUAUUAAAAAUACUUUUGUCCUAUUGUUGGACAAAUAUGUAUUUAAUAACUGGAUUAAGUAUGGGUUUAAGUCUCAGCAUAAUAUUAAUACCGCUUGAUAUUAAUGAUCAUGAUAGUAAAACAGAGAAUUUAUUACAUUACUCGAACUAUCAAGACGAGUUGGAUGAAUAUGAACCAAAGAUAAACAUUAACAAUAAACCGCAACAAGCACAAAAAGUUUCUAAAACACUUAUACGUCCGAGGUAUUAUUCUACAGAACUUGGAAUUAGAGAAAAGCUCUUCAUAGGGGUGAUAACGAGCCAGCAGUAUUUGCACAGUAGAGACACAGCAAUUAAUAAAACAGUUGCUCAUAUUGUGGAUAAAAUACGUUACUUUAUUUCCAUACCAGAAGGGACAAAACCCAAUGUUAGUCUUCCUGGUAUUGUUGGAUUUACUGACACUAGAAGCAUUUUGAAACCAUUUCAUACUAUGAAGUAUAUAAUUGAUAAUUACUUAGAAAACUAUGAUUAUUAUCUUUUAAUUAAAGAUACAAGCUAUAUCAAUGUUAAACAAUUACAGAAUUUUGUUUCCAAGAUUAGUGUAAGUCAGAAUGUUCACGUGGGUGUUCCCAGUGACAUACCAACUUAUUGCUCUUUGGAUUCAGGAAUUCUCUUGAGUAAUUCAUUGAUACAAGAAUUAAAGAGCAAUUUAGAUUGGUGUGUGAAGAAUUCUUAUUCAGAUUCGGAUGACGUAAAUUUUGGACGAUGUAUCGUUCAUUCCACGUCAACGCCUUGUUCCAACAGCAUACAAGGACAACAAUUUUUAUACACAAAAUUGAAACCUACUUUUUUAUUUGAACGAAAUUUCAAGGAUUUGACUGAGAAUGAAGAAUUUUUACGUUCGCUUGUAAUAUAUCCGAUAUACGAUCAUCAUCUUAUCUAUAAAUUUAAUACCUACUUUGCAGCAACAAGGUCUGUGGAAAUUCAGGAGAAAAUUUCUAACAUACGAAAGGCCAUUUUAACUAUGGCACCUUUGGGACCACUGCAAAAUCAGAAUGUUUCUUGGCCUAUUGGUAAUCAGCCAGGAAACAAAGCUACUGGACGUUUCGAUAUUUUACGAUGGACAUAUUUCAAUGAAUCUCAUGCGUUUUUUAAUACUGAUUUCUCCAGUGUUCAGGAAUUAAAAACCGACGCAAAGUUUGAUAUAGAUCGAAUUAUAAAUAUUACGGCCUCUAGUAUUAUCGCUGGUUAUAAUGAAAAAUUGAAGUUUAAAAGAUUACUGAAUGGAUAUCAGAAGUUUGAUGCGUCUCGAGGAAUGGAUUAUAUAUUAGAUUUAGAAUUUAUUGAUACUGGUACUGGAAAAGAAUUGAUAAAAAGAGUCGAAGUGUGCAAGCCGCUUGGCAAAGUUGAAAUUCUACCUGUGCCAUAUGUAACAGAAAACACAAGGAUAAAUAUAAUAUUGACUGUGGAUUCAUCAAACAAACAUGCUGCAUUAAAGUUUUUAGAACAGUAUGCUUUAGACUGUAUGGAGAAAAAGUACAAAACUUUCCUGAUGGUGGUACUUCUAUACAAUUUUGAUUCUGCUUCAAAAGGUAAAGAAGAUACAUAUUAUGACAUUAAACGUUAUGCUUUGCUGUUGGCUGAAAAAUACAAGAAGCAUCAAUCCAAAAUUACUUGGCUAUCUGUACGUUUGCCUAAUAAUAUAGGAUCCAUAGAAUCUAAUCAAUUAUUAAAAAUCGCUAUCACAGAUUUAUGCGUCAGGAAAUUUUCACUCGAAAGUUUAAUACUUUUCGUUGAAAUGGAAAUACAGCUUCGACUGGAUUAUUUGAAUAGAGUCCGUAUGAAUACCAUCAGUCAGUAUCAAAUAUUUAGUCCAAUUCCGUUCAUGGAAUUCCAUCCUGAUAUAGCUCACAUGAACGACGUGAAACAAGACACAGAUAUUAAUCGAAAUCAUGGCAGAUACGAUGAAUACAAUUACAAUAACAUUGCAUUCUAUGCCAGGGACUAUAACGCAAUGCGAAAAACCGUUGAGACUAGUAUUCCAAUAAUACACUCUGAUCGAGACAUUGCGUCCUUAUUAAAGCUUUCACAGAAGAUACCCGUUACAUCUUUAUUCGAAAUGUUUGUUUCUUUUAGUAAUGUUCACGUAUUACGUGCAGUAGAGCCAGCUCUCAAAAUAAAAUAUAAAAAUAUUAAUUGUACUGAUACCACAAACAGUAUCUAUAAAACCUGUAGUCGGUCAAAAAAUCUUUAUUUAGGCCGACAUAGUCAACUUGCCAGAUUGAUAUUAGAUUAUCAGAAUUAUAAAAAUAGUUUAUUAGUAUAAAUUAUAUUUAUUACAAGAACUAUUAUCAAAUGUUGAAACAUAUAUUAUUGUCAAAUUGAAAAUAAUUAUAUAGUUUAUAUAGUACAAAAGUUAAAAUAAUUUUAGAUGAGAUUAUUAAAUGACAGCGUGAAGUUUUAUAUUUGACCAGAAAUUUGAUAUGAAAUGUUACCUCUUUUUAAUGCAUGUAUGUAAGAAAAUACAUAUUAUAAUGAAUACUUUAUUAAAUUUAUACAUUUCAUUUAAAUAAAUAUUUCGUAAGUAAUACAGUCAUUUAAUUAUUUUUCUUAACACAGCACAUAUAAUAUUCUGUAAUUUAUAAGGAAGCUGUGAAAAAUCAAUUGGUUGAUAUGGCAUUUAAAUAUUUUAAAGGUUUUAAAACUAUGAAGAAUCAAUUUAAAAUUAAAGCAUUUGCCACUUUCUUAGGAAGUAUGUAGAAGAUUUCGGCAAGAUUUCUACCUUUAAAAUAUAUAAGAAAAUAAAGAUCAUAUAAUUACACUAAAUAUUAGUCAGUAGUAACUGUACAAUCCCUAAUACCUUAUAAAUAAAUGUACAUACACUACA